AACGGGACGCCAAGCAAUGCGCAGUUGCUUGUAGGCAUAUCGAUUGUAGAGGAAUUUUGCAGCAGAAUAAUGCCUCCAAAGAAGAAGAAAGGGAAAAGUAAUAUCAAUAAGCCCAAGACCAAAAAUAAGAAAGCUAAUGAGGGGGGAAGUGAAUUGGAGGAGAAGUACAGGCGAAGUGCAUUGGAUGUAACAGUUCUGAGGGACCAUCUUGCUCUGCGAGGGGAUGUGGCACAGCAGGCCCAGUCCAUCAGUCAUGACCUGAGAUCUCGUAUGCGGGACAUGGAGCAGGAGCUCCACCAUGAGAGACUGGACCGCAAAGACGUCAAUGCAGAUCUCACCCGUCAGCAUAAGACCAUGCAAACAGACAUGACGGUCAAAGUGAAAAGGCUGGGGGGUGAGGCCAUUUUGCUGCGAGAACAGCUUGCUCAGUGUCAGGAGGAGUUGAGGGCAGAAAGGAAAGCGCAUGAGCAGUUGCAGCAGGAGAAGGAUACCACAAUAGCUGACUUACAAAACAAACUGGAUGACAUGGAGACCAACUACGAGAAGAUUCUGCAUGACACUUUGGACAGUUUGACCUCCCAACUGGCUGAGGCUCGACUGCGGUGGGAGCAUGAGAGCACUGUUGUCCAUCAGGAAUACAAAGAGCUGCUCUCUGACUUUGGCUUGAACUCACUGGACAUCUGAAAGGCUCUUAUUAUGUAACCAGGGCCCGUAUUCAUAAAAUGUCUCAGGGUAAGAGUGCAGAUCUCGGUUCCAUGUCCCCCCCCUUUCACCCCCCUGUUCAUGUACAUUUCAUUAUAAUCUAAAAGGCUAAAUGGAUCCUAGAUCAGCACUCUCACUCUGAUGAUCUUUAUGAAUACUGGCCCUGAUCACCACCACAUUGUGUCAUUGCUACGAUAAGACCAGGCACACCAGGGGCUCGUAUGUGUCAAGCAUCUCAGAGUUGGACUGUUGAUCUAGGAUCAGUUUUCUAUUUUAGAUAAGAAUGAAUAACAUUACAUGGACAGUGAGGACCUGAUCUACAUCAGCACUCCUACUCUGUGACACUUGACACACAUUAUGGUAAAGUAAAUAGAUCGAUUCCAUGUGGAUUUGAAGUCAUUCAUAACGAGAAGGAAAACUUAAUGACAAUAAUGUAACAACCAGUGUUUGAUUCAUUUGGUUACUGUGUCUUUCAUGAUGUAUAAUACUUCUUAAAAUACUUCUUAAAAACA
Oncorhynchus kisutch (coho salmon) is the source of this 1214-nucleotide messenger RNA. RefSeq names its product dynein regulatory complex subunit 12 homolog (gene drc12). The record is from RefSeq and is a predicted model, not a curated record. The transcript is spliced from 6 exons. The coding region runs from base 70 to 684 and encodes 204 amino acids. NCBI's taxonomy places the organism in Eukaryota, Metazoa, Chordata, Actinopteri, Salmoniformes, Salmonidae.